Cooperia oncophora is the source of this 279-nucleotide messenger RNA. The record is from the annotation of a GenBank genome assembly. NCBI's taxonomy places the organism in Eukaryota, Metazoa, Nematoda, Chromadorea, Rhabditida, Trichostrongylidae.
AUGUUUGAGUUGGCCUUCAUCGCACCAUCUGUUACUGAAACGCCAAAGUAUCUGGGCAAAUCGCUCACAGUGUAUUACAAGCACCAUAUCGGUGCUUACUCCGGUGUCGGUACAAUAUUCAAAGAGGCACGCGGACUCUUGCCUGCAGGAGCGACGACUUUCGGCAUUUUCUACGAUAACCCGAGAGUGAGAAUUACUAUGAGGUUUUUUAUGAAAGAUGCUCGCCAAGGUCUUCCAAAUGUUGACAGAAAUUUCACGGCGCCCUGCCCAUUUGACUGA